Nycticebus coucang (slow loris) is the source of this 7508-nucleotide messenger RNA. It is a transcript of the gene DLC1, whose product is annotated as DLC1 Rho GTPase activating protein. Gene Ontology annotation, cellular component: membrane raft; focal adhesion. The transcript has 18 exons. Bases 447 to 5030 code for a protein of 1527 amino acids. Gene Ontology annotation, molecular function: protein binding; GTPase activator activity; lipid binding. The record is from RefSeq and is a predicted model, not a curated record. Gene Ontology annotation, biological process: actin cytoskeleton organization; regulation of Rho protein signal transduction; signal transduction. Lineage: Eukaryota; Metazoa; Chordata; Mammalia; Primates; Lorisidae.
UCCUCAGAGGCAGGAAAUACUUUCCAGGCAAUCUGGGCCUGGUGGUGGAGGCCCCCUUUCGCAAAACAUCAGUCUGAAUUUAGUAGACAGAAGUCACCAGGAACGCCUUGACACAAUCCUGCUUUCCCUGAGGUUCCUUCCAGCUGCAGAGGGUGUUUUUGUUAGAAUCACACACUGCGUAAAACUGCUCAGUGUAGAGCCAUGAUCUCAACCACGAAAUGUGAACUUAGAUUUUGGAAAAGCUAACCGGGACGGACGUCUUUCCUAGCCUGAGUGUCGAACAGUUGUCAUGCCUUGGCGUUUCAGCUUCUCCUUGUCUAGGUGGCGAAAUGACAAAACUCCCUCCUUUCCUUGAUCCGUGAAUUUGAAAUAAUCUUUCAUCAAGUUCCAUCUCCUCUAGCCUCAUAUGGAAUGUAUCUCUCUGUCUGUCGUGAAACUACAAUGACAUGUCUGUAGCUAUCAGAAAGAGAAGCUGGGAAGAACAUGUGACCCGAUGGAAGGGACAGCCUUUUAAUUCUGAUGCUUGUGACACAGCAUGUCAUCAUGGACUAGGAGCUGACAGCUCGCAGGGAAGGAUGGAAAAGGAUGUAGCACCAAAUGUGGACCGCAAAGAGAAGUGUGUUUCACUCCCAGACUGCUGUCACGCACCAGAGCUGAGAGAUUAUCCUGGGAGGCCAAUGGGUCACAUUUCAAGGGAGGUGGAUAACAAUGACCACCGUGAAAGUGAGGAUCAGUUUCUUUCUCUGGAAGCCAGCACAGAAACGCUGGUGCAUGUUUCUGAUGAGGACACGGAUUCUGACUUACACCUUAUAGAUGAUAAACAGAUUUUAACUACCCAAGGGCAGAAACCAUCAGGCAGACCUAUCACUGAAGGAGCAGGCUCCUUAAUAAAGACACAGCCCAUCGUGGAAAGUCACAAAGAUUCUCCAGACUCCUGGGGAACAGCUGAUUUAGCACUGGUAGAACCAAGUGGGGCGAGAAAAGUUGUUGACACUAUAAGUAAGAGCCUGGAGCUUUAUCGUGAUAUAAACUUAAGUGAAAUUAAAGAUGCACCCAAAUUAAAUGCGUUUGACUCUUUGACUGUGAAAGAUAUCGUGCCUGAGAAGCAGUUGCUUAAUUCUGCGGUGAUUGCUCAGCAGCGAAGGAAACCUGAUUUCCCCGAAGAUGACAUUGAAAGUCACACCUGCCGUGCAGUUCAAGAUGAGUUCUUGGCUGUUCCUUGCACAGACAGAGGACUGUCAUUAUUGAAAGCAGAUUUUGGAAGCUGCCUCCUGCAGCCCUCUUCCUGCCCCAGUGGAAUGUCAGCCAAAAGUGUCCUGGAGAAGCGGGGAUUCUCAGAACAUCAAAACCAACGUCCUCCUGAGGUCAAGCCAGAAGGUGACACGCAGUGUUUACACUUAGGAGAGACUCCGGCCACCCACGAAUCCACAGAUAACCAAGUCACUCUCCGCAGGAGAAAGGAAGUAAGAGAGGACCGAGAUCGGGCGCGGCUGGACUCCAUGGUGCUGCUGAUUAUGAAACUGGACCAGCUCGAUCAGGACAUUGAGAAUGCUCUCAGCGCCAGCUCCUCCCCAUCAAGCACGCCCACCAACCUGCGGCGCCAUGUUCCCGAUCUGGAAUCAGGAUCCGAAAGUACAGCAGAAACCAUUCCAGUAAAUCAGACACAAGUAAAUUUAUCUUCUAACACUGAGUCCACUGACCUACCAUCUUCCACCCCAGCAGCCAGUUCUGGAACCAAACCCAAGGCUUCGGCUAUUCCAGGUAUUUCCGAGAAGGAAAAGGCUGAAAUCGAAGCCAAAGAAGCAUGUGAUUGGCUGCGGGCAACUGGCUUUCCCCAGUAUGCCCAGCUUUAUGAAGAUCUCUUGUUCCCCAUUGAUAUUUCCUUGGUCAAGCGAGAGCAUGAUUUUUUGGACAGAGAUGCCAUUGAGGCUCUAUGCAGGCGGCUAAAUACUUUAAACAAAUGUGCAGUGAUGAAGCUUGAAAUUAGUCCUCAUCGGAAAAGAAGUGACGAUUCAGAUGAGGACGAGCCUUGUGCCAUAAGUGGCAAAUGGACUUUCCAGAGGGACAGCAAGAGGUGGUCCCGGCUUGAAGAGUUUGAUGUCUUUUCUCCAAAGGAGGACCCGAUCCCUGGGUCCCCAGAUGAUUCUCACCUGAAGGAUGUUGCGAGCCCCGGGGACAUGCUGAUGGACCUUGUGGAGUGCCAGGAAGUGUCCUCCUUCCGCAGCCUGAGCAGCACCAGCAGCCUCCCCAGCCACGUGCCCCCCAGCGAGGACACCAUGACCCCCCGGACUAACUCGGUCACCAGCGUCUGCUCCUCCAGCAACUUUGCAGGCCAUGACGACUCCUUCUGCAGCCUGCCCUCUCCCAAGGAACUGUCCAGCUUCAGCUUCAGCAUGAAAGGCCAUGAGAAAAGCACCAAGUCCAAGACACGCAGCCUGCUGAAACGGAUGGAGAGCCUGAAGCUCAAGGGCUCCCACCACAGCAAGCACAAAGCACCUGCCAAGCUGGGGCUGGUUAUCAGCGGGCCCAUUCUGCACGAGGGGGUGGAUGAGGACAAGCUGAAGCAGCUGAACUGCGUGGAGAUCUCAGCCCUCAACGGCAACCGCAUCAACGUCCCCAUGGUACGAAAGAGGAGCGUCUCCAACUCCACGCAGACCAGCAGCAGCAGCAGCCAGUCGGAGACCAGCAGCGCCGUCAGCACACCUAGCCCCGUCACCAGGACCCGGAGCCUCAGUGCCUGCAACAAGCGGGUGGGCAUGUAUUUAGAGGGCUUCGAUCCCUUCAACCAGUCGACGUUUAACAACGUAAUGGAACAGAACUUUAAAAACCGCGAGAGCUACCCAGAGGACACCGUGUUCUAUAUCCCCGAAGAUCACAAGCCUGGCACUUUCCCUAAGGCCCUCUCCAAUGGCAGUUUCUCCCCCUCAGGGAAUAACAGCUCAGUGAACUGGAGGACAGGGAGCUUCCACGGCUCUGGCCAUAUCAGCCUAAGGAGGGAAAACAGCGGCGACAGCCCCAAGGAGCUCAAGAGGCGCAAUUCCUCCAGCUCUGUGAGCAGCCGUCUCAGCAUCUACGAUAACGUGCCGGGCUCCAUCCUCUAUUCCAGUUCAGGAGACCUGGCUGACCUGGAGAACGAGGACAUCUUCCCAGAGCUGGACGACAUUCUCUACCACGUGAAAGGGAUGCAACGUAUAGUCAAUCAGUGGUCGGAGAAGUUUUCGGAUGAGGGAGACUCCGAUUCGGCCCUGGACUCAGUCUCUCCCUGCCCAUCCUCUCCAAAACAGAUACACCUGGAUGUGGACAACGAUCGCACCACACCCAGUGACCUGGACAGCACGGGCAACUCCCUGAACGAACCCGAAGAGCCCUCCGACAUCCCGGAGCGAAGGGAUUCUGGGGUUGGGGCGUCCCUGACCAGGUCCACCAGGCACAGACUGAGAUGGCACAGUUUCCAGAGCUCUCACCGGCCCAGCCUGAACUCCGUGUCGCUGCAGAUAAACUGCCAGUCUGUGGCCCAGAUGAACCUGCUGCAGAAAUACUCGCUCCUGAAGUUAACGGCCCUGCUGGAAAAAUACACCCCCUCCAACAAGCAUGGUUUCAGCUGGGCUGUGCCCAAGUUCAUGAAAAGGAUCAAGGUUCCAGACUACAAGGACCGGCAUGUGUUUGGGGUGCCUCUGACGGUCAACGUGCAGCGCACGGGGCAGCCCCUACCCCAGAGCAUCCUGCAGGCUAUGCGUUACCUCCGGAACCACUGUUUGGACCAGGUUGGGCUCUUCAGAAAAUCGGGGGUCAAAUCCCGGAUUCAGGCUCUGCGCCAGAUGAAUGAAGGUGCCCUAGACUGUGUCAACUACGAGGGACAGUCUGCUUACGACGUGGCAGACAUGCUGAAGCAGUACUUCCGAGACCUUCCUGAGCCGCUCAUGACGAACAAGCUCUCGGAAACCUUUCUGCAGAUCUACCAGUAUGUGCCCAAGGACCAGCGCCUCCAGGCCAUCAAGGCCGCCGUGAUGCUCCUUCCUGACGACAACCGGGAGGUUCUCCAGACGCUUCUUUAUUUCUUGAGCGAUGUCACAGCAGCUGUGAAAGAAAACCAGAUGACGCCGACCAACCUGGCCGUGUGCUUAGCGCCUUCACUCUUCCAUCUCAACACCCUGAAGAGAGAGAAUUCCUCCCCAAGGUACAGGGUAAUGCAAAGAAAACAAAGUCUGGGCAAACCAGAUCAGAAAGAUUUGAAUGAAAACCUAGCUGCCACUCAAGGGCUGGCCCAUAUGAUUGCUGAGUGCAAGAAGCUGUUCCAGGUUCCUGACGAAAUGAGCCGCUGCCGUAAUUCCUAUACUGAACAAGAGCUGAAGCCCCUCACCCUGGAGGCCCUGGGCCGCCUGAGUAAUCACGAGUCCACUGACUACCAGCACUUCCUCCAGGACUGUGUGGACGGCCUGUUCAAAGAGGUGAAAGAGAAGUUUAAAGGCUGGGUCAGCUACUCUACUUCUGAGCAGGCUGAGCUGUCCUAUAAGAAGUUGAGUGAAGGACCCCCUUUAAGGCUUUGGAGAUCAACAAUUGACGUCCCUGCUUCACCUGAAGAAAUCUUAAAGCGCCUACUAAAAGAACAGCACCUCUGGGACGCAGACCUGUUGGAUUCAAAAGUGAUUGAAAUUCUGGACAGUCAGACUGAAAUUUACCAGUAUGUCCAGAACAGCAUGGCUCCCCACCCUGCCCGGGACUACGUAGUUUUGAGGACCUGGAGGACUAAUUUACCCAAGGGCGCGUGUGCACUUUUGCUCACUUCUGUGGACCACGACCGGGCACCUGUGGUGGGUGUGAGGGUUAAUGUGCUCUUGUCCCGGUAUUUGAUUGAACCCUGCGGGCCAGGAAAAUCCAAACUCACCUAUAUGUGCAGAGCUGAUUUGAGGGGCCACAUGCCAGAGUGGUACACAAAAUCUUUUGGACAUUUGUGUGCAGCUGAGGUUGUCAAAAUCCGGGACUCCUUCACAAACCAGAACACUGAAACCAAAGACACCAAAUCGAGGUGAUUACUGAAGCAAAGCAACUGUGUCUACCAUCCAGGUGUUUCUUUCUAGAACCUUGCCAGUCAGUUCCUUGAAAAAUGGGUUCUGUGAUCCUCAAACAAAGAGAACUACAAGUUGAAGUGUGUAGGAAUUGACUCUCGCAAUUUGAUACAUUUUUGAAGCUGCUUCCUGUUUGUUUAAGGUCUACGUAGCUAGACCUUGACUGGAAUAUGUGAGACUGUGCAAAAAAAAAAAAUGUAUUUGUAUUCUUAUUCAAGUUGCUUCUGAGAAGCAAAGCUCUAAAUACAUUGCAGAAGAUAAUGAAGAUGUUUGUUCUCUUGUGAUAUUGGUGUAUGAAUCCUGUGUCAUUUGGCCGUGUGCGAAGAGGCUGGUGUAUCCACUGGAAUAGUUGGUACUCUUCGACAUGUUUUCUCACUGAGAUGCGCAGAGAAAGGUUUGCACAGAGGAGCGUGAAUGUGUAUUUGUUGCUGGUUGAGUGGCAUAGAUGGAUGCGUUGGAACGCAGUGUCUGGCACACUGAGACGCCUCCGAGAAGGAUAUUGAUGCAUCGGGUGCAUUUGAACCUGAAAUAUCUGACUACCCUAUGGAUCCUGUAGAAAGGGCUCCUAACACCCUUAAUAAGUUUAUGAAGCUGGGUUUUUUUCCCCCAAUUAUUAAUCAUUUUUUUCCUACACCAAUCCUUUCUGUACUUGAAUUAUAAUAGAUUUGCUCUGAUAUCCACUUCAAAUGCAGUUUGUUUUUGAACCUGACUGCAUAUAGUGAUGGAGUUUGAACUGGCAGAGAUUAGUUCAAGAAUGAACUCCCUCACCACCAGCCUCACUAGCUCCAAAACACAGCUGUGAUUUUGAGAGGUGAAAAUGAAGCAUUCUACCAUUUACUUCUCAAUCAAGCAUCACAACUUUUUCCUUAUUAAAAUUAUUUGCAUUUUUGUGUUUAUAACAGAAACCUUUCAGACACUGUGUGUAUAAAAACAUAGGAAACUAUGACUAUCCCAGGGAAAUCUCUGCAAAUUUAACCCAGCCACAAAAGACCUUUGUAUGUUGUUGUUGUUGUUGUUGUUGUUUUGGUGGUAGUUAUUAGCAUUCCUAAGAGCUGCCACUUUAUCAAUUGGGGUUGCUCUUAUCAGCAAAUAGGUUUUCUGGUUUUAUAACUUCUUGCUUUAUUUUGGUUUUCCUAAAUUUAUCUUUUUCAUCUUUAGAAUACCUUUGAAAUACAUUUUUGUGGCAAUGGAAAAUUUAAUAAUCAUAGCAAAACACCAGAAAAACAAAAAAAAGCAAAUAUUUUUUGGAAGGGUGGUCUUUAUUCAGGUUUUAGUGUCAUGGUAAAGAUUGAAUCAAGAGACAGUAUUAGUAAAUUUAUUUCGUAUGGAUCAAAAGUGAAUAAUGUAUGAAUGAGAGUUGUAAGAAGGAUUUUUAUUUUGUUAUAACCUAAUUUAGUUACCAUAGUCAGUGUUAUUAUCAGAGGGUUUUCUUUUUUUUGGAAGAAUUUCACAGGAGUUCAGAUUAGAAUUUUAAUAUUUGAGUAUGUGGGGUAUCCCUGUUGCUCAUGAAGAUAUACUUGUAUAUUCCAUUUUGAUGGCUUCUGGAUUUGUAAGAUUGUAUGUUGUAUAUACCAAUUCUAUUAAAAAAACAUGUGCACGUGUGCACUGUGCUUCCAAACAUAGAUAAAGCAUGAUGAUAAAGAUUAUUAUUUAAAAUAUACUUGUAUUUAUACCUCAGAUAUUCUUUUGGGUUUUUGUACCUCAAGGCUUUCUUUUUUGUUUUCCCUGUUGUAAAUACACUUCACGUGAAUACAGUCUAAAUGAAAAAAUUAAGUAAAAGGAAGAGGUUUAUAACUUGCUCUCUAUCUGUACAGACUAUAUUCAAUAACUGCACUAUUAAAUGUUUAAAGUAAGGGAAAAGUCUGGCCUGCUUUCCUUUUGCAAUUCACUCCCACCCCUAAAACCACAGCCUGUAAGGCAGAACAUUCUAGCAUCGCCUAAAACCAAACAGAUAGGUUUGCUGAAGGAAAAGUCGGACUGCAAAUCAUUCCAAGGCCGAACUGCAACUGAGCCACUUACUCACAAACAGGAAACCCUGGUGAAGGUUCAGGAAGCUUGGAGACUCCCUCCAGACAAAGGUCCAGUUAGGGAAGGAUGCUGAGAAAGUCAGAACAGGCAGCAGAAGCUGAAAGAGGCACGUAAGCAGAGUCAAGGUCACCAACUGAGUCCACAACAGGCCUCUUUCCGGCUUGUUCAGCCUCCCUGUUGAAAGGAUUCCUUAUGUAUUUGAAAAGAAGAAUUUGAAGGAUAUGAACAUUUUCAAGAACUCUGCUGAGGUCGCGUAAAGCAAUAUCACAGCGUGCUUGUGUGACUAGUCGCCUAGAUUGUAAGCUCUCUGGCCGAGAGCAGGGCUCCUCUCCCACACAACUUUAUACUCCCCUGCCGCGGCUUUCAGUAUUUUGUACUUGUAGGCACCUAAUAAAUUUAUUAUUUGCUCAACUG